Lottia gigantea (owl limpet) is the source of this 662-nucleotide messenger RNA. RefSeq lists its product as hypothetical. The record is from RefSeq and is a predicted model, not a curated record. NCBI's taxonomy places the organism in Eukaryota, Metazoa, Mollusca, Gastropoda, Lottiidae. The transcript has 5 exons. Gene Ontology annotation, molecular function: protein binding; peptidase inhibitor activity. Bases 1 to 603 code for a protein of 200 amino acids.
AUGAUUUCGUUUAUGGUAAUGUUCGUGGCUGCUUUGUGUGGAAUUGUUUCGACAACUUCCCCGCCAAUUCAACUUCAAGGAUGUUAUAUUAAUGGGGCAAUGUAUCAACCAGGAGAACAGUUUACGGACGAUUGCAAUUCAUGUGUUUGUGGAGAAAAUGGCCUAAGUGCAUGUACUCUGAUGGCCUGUCUUCCAAGAACAUGUGAAUAUAAAGGCCAGACGUAUGAAGAUGGUGAAAGCUUUAUGGAUAAUUGUAACAAUUGUGUUUGUCGAGAUGGCGAAGCUGGUUGUACCAGAAAGGCUUGUCCACCGAAACCAAAAGGUUGUGAAUAUAAUGGCAACACGUAUGAAGAUGGUGACACUUUCAUGGAUGAUUGUAACGGAUGUUUUUGUAGUGAUGGUAUCGUUGGUUGUACUAGGAUGGCAUGUUCUCCAUUAGCCAAAAGAACAUCCGUCCCAUAUCUACCUGGUAAAUGUUGGUUUAAUGGUAAAUUUUAUGAUAUCGGUGAUACAUUUAAAGAUGCUGAAGACUGUAAUACUUGUUGGUGUUCCGGACAAGGUGACAAGACUGCAGUAGCCUGUACUAGAAUGCUCUGCCAAUAAAACGAAUGAUUAAAUGGAUUCUAUAGUUUUAUGAAUAAAUGAAAUAAUUUUCAAAAUAA